UAUACUCAUAUAAAAGUGUCAUCGUGGCAGCCUCGCGGAUAGUUGGGCGCUGCGCAUCGAGCGAACAUGAUCGAGUUUCUGGUACUUUUCCUUGGUGUUUGCGGGGCACUGGCGGCUCCUCAUGCGCCCCACGUGAGUCACGAUCCUCAUCUGGACAAUAAUGCGGAAGUGAUCUACGGACAACUUCCCGGUACCGAGAAUCUAAACGAAAAGGCACUUCCAAUAUCUCACUUAUUCGCCACAGAGCCGAAUAAUCUGCCAGCCACAGAGAGGAAUAAUCUAGCGGAGAAAGCUCAAGUACAUCAACGACUUCCCGGGACGGUAAACCUGACAGAAAAGCGAAUCCCUGAUAUCAUCCUGAAGAGAUUAUCGCAAGUGCUUGAUGUCAAAUAAAAAGAUGAAAAUCGGGAUCUAAGAUGUAAUACUUUAUUCGCGAUAAUAUUAAAAAUAUAUUCGAAUAUCA
Trachymyrmex septentrionalis is the source of this 463-nucleotide messenger RNA. RefSeq lists its product as uncharacterized. The transcript is spliced from 2 exons. The record is from RefSeq and is a predicted model, not a curated record. Lineage: Eukaryota; Metazoa; Arthropoda; Insecta; Hymenoptera; Formicidae. Bases 67 to 393 code for a protein of 108 amino acids.